CCGCCCGAUGGCGACCGUCCCGGUCGCGAAAUUAGGAGGUUAGGAGGAGCGAGGUCGCGUUCAAUUCGCAGGCAGGGCCGGGUUUGUUGUUGUUGUCCCGCACAACAUCUCCUUUCUCCCUGCAAGGAGAACUUCUCUCUUUGUAAGGUGCUUUCAAUCCGUAAAACAGGUGCUUCAAAGCCUUUUUUCAAUACGGAAUCUUGAAACUAAAUCUCCCCGCUCUUGUCUCUCUCGGACGAGCCUUACUGCUUCGAGACUUCCUUAAAAAUUGACAAAAAUUGUACGCGAAACCGUAUACAGUAAAAAUCUUGCGUAUAAAAAAUAUGCGUAUAAUGAAAUAAUAAAUACACAGAAAUGUGUAUGACAGAAAAGAUAGGAAAUAAAAUUAUAAUUUUUUUUAUAAAUUGUGAAUGUUUUAUCGUUUAAACGUAUUUUUACGCAAUAUGAAAACAAAUAGUUUUUUUUAUCUCUUACGUAAUGUAAAACGCGUGCCUAGAAAUAUGUAAUUUGUGCAAUCUAAAUUAAGCUUAAGAGGCGUUUAAAAGAUCAAUUUUAAUUGAAACAUUGUAACACGCUGGAAUAAUAUUUUAAAUAAUUUUCCUGAACAGGCUAACUGGCACGUAUUGAAAACUGUAUCUUGAAGUUGAGCUCUCUCCUUCAUUGUAUAACAAGCUUCAAUUGUCGCAACGUCAUUGUCACGAAUCAGCAUAAAGAUUACUGUCUAUAGUAUGAAUAUAUAAACUUGCUCAAAGAAAUGGAUUGAAAAAGAACUUGCUGCAGUGUCUGCAUUUUAAUUCUUUAUUUCUUUCGGCUAAAUAUUUGAAUUAUAAUACAAAUUUAUAUGUACUUAUUUCUUUCCAAAAAAUCUUGCCACAUAAUAUACGAAUCAUACUAAAAAUAUGAUAUAUACCGGUUGUAAGAAAAUAAUGUCUUCACAUUUGUUGAAGCAGUAUUUUAGAAGUUUCACAAAAAUAAUGGAUUCGCUAAAUGAUAGUUUUUUUAUAUGGUAACGCCAAAUUAGUAUAAGCUAAAGCGAGAUAAAAUAAUGCGCGAUCAAAUUUUUGAAAGAACAAAGAGAGGAGAGAAAUGAGGAAGACCCCCAAACAAAAAGGAAAAAAAAACGAACGGAUCGUAAGAAACAGGGCCCGUAAAUCGGAUGUGUGUUCCGCGCACAACAUACGUAUACGGAACGAGAGCGCGCCUCGGCGCGCGCGAGCCGUUGCGACGAUCGUCUCUUCCUCGUCGGUCCAGAGUAUCGUCGGUCUCCUUGGUCUCUUCCUUGAUAAUAAUGGCAAAGCUGACAAGAGCGUUGUCUCUGCUCGUGGUGUACUUCGUUAUUACAUCCGCUCUGAAUAACGAGGAGCUGCUGGAGCAGGAAUGCCCCGUGGAUUGCCACUGUCACUACUUUCGCGUCAACUGGGUGACGGACUGCUCGGACAGCAAUCUGACGAUCAUUCCGUACAGCGAGCUGAGCCAUAAUGUCUAUAUUUUAGACAUGAAUGAUAAUAAUAUUGCAGAAAUCAGUCCGUUUCCAGACUCGAUAAAGUUGAGGCGUCUUCAGAUGGCACACAAUCAAUUAACCGAGCUGACGUACGAAUCAUUUGCCGGACUGACGUACCUCCUGGACGCAGACUUCUCGUACAACGCCAUUACGCGGGUAGAUCCCGAAGCAUUUCGGGACAACCCGGGUCUAAUUACAUUGGAGCUCCAGCACAAUCCCUUGGACGAGAUCGAGGAGCCCUUCCUGAAUUGCCGUACGCUGCUGUACCUCGACCUGAAUUCAUGCGGUAUCCGUCACCUCAACACCCGCUUCUUCUACAACACGACGAAUUUGAAUAAGCUCGACCUGUCGCACAAUCCCCUGCAAAGGAUAGAGCCGGGCCCAUUCGAUCAUUUAACGAAUUUGGAAUACCUCAAGCUUAACGGAUGCAAUUUGACCUACGUAUCGCCCGAGGCGUUUUCCCAUCUGGAAAACUUGCGACAAUUAGAGAUAGCCGACAAUCAAUUGAAAACGUUGAAUUGGAGGAGCGUUCUCACGCCGUUGGUGCGCUUGGAACAUCUAGACAUUCGCAACACCGGUAUCACGAAUCUACCGGGCGAUGCCUUCGCCAAGAACUUGUAUCUCCUGCAGCUGGUCCUCGCGGACAACGAACUGUGGCAUCUGGAUGUGGAGGACACGCUCGGUCACAACUUGCACAGUCUGCAGUCUCUGGACCUGUCGAAUUGCAAUUUGCAUGAUCGCCUGUCCGAGGAAGCUUUCCGAAAUGCGAGCAAAUUACGCGUGCUCAAUCUGAACGGUAAUCCAAUGUUCGCCAGCGAUUUGACUGCCGUUCUGCGCCACCUGCCGAAGCUCCAUAAGCUCUCCCUCAGCAAUUGCAGCCUUCGAAGAUUGCCCGAUGCCUUCGACGUGUUUGAACACCUCGAGGAACUCGAUAUCUCUUACAAUCCGUUAUCCGACGCAUUCGUCGGUCUUCUGAAUCCGUUAAGCGCUUUGGAAUAUUUAGAUAUGUCGUACUGCGAUCUCGGUUACGUUGGAAACAACACUUUCGCGCAAAUGACCUUCCUGAAGAAGUUGGUUCUCUCGGGAAACGAGCUUCACACUCUGGAGGAGGGAUUGUUCGCGAAUCUGACGCGUUUGGAAAGCCUGGAGCUCAACAAUUGCGACUUCAAGGUACCUCUCGACCCAAAAGUCUUCGGCGAUCACCAGUCGACUAACAUAGUAGAACUCAAACUCAGUGGCAAUCCGCUGACCGUGCCCAACGAAGGCUCGCUGCUCCCGAAGCAGCUGUCGAAUUUGGAGAUUCUGGACCUCAGCAACUGUGCCAUUUCGCAUUUGAACGAUAACAUAUUCACCACAACGAAUAAUCUCACUCAGUUGAAUCUUUCGGGCAACAUAAUAUCCGACGUGGAGGAUCUGAGCUCUCUGAAAAAAUUGCGCGCGUUGGAGCAUAUAGACCUCAGCAACAACAUCCUACGCACGAUCAGUCCAAAGGUGUUCAAGUCAAAUCCACGCUUACUGUCGGUCAAUCUCAUGGGGAAUCCGUUCGUCUGCAAUUGCUCUAUCACGGAGACCUGGGAUUGGGCGAUACAGGAGAAGGGCGAUCUCCACGUGCUCGUCGGCAGUCAACCGGCCAAUUUCGAAACCGGCUCCGUGAAACGAAGGAAGAAUCUCUCCUGCGCCUACGACGAAGAAACGUAUCGGAACAUGAUAGAAGGCAGUCAGGCGACCGCGAGUCGCAAGCAUUAUCCCAGCCAGUUUACGCCUUAUCGUACUUGGGCUAAGUACGUUCGCGAAUCUAAUUGUAAUCGGCGUUUAUGAUAUGCGGCAGUCAACUAUCAACAUCAACAUCCGAUGUUGAACGUCUACUAUCGUAAGGUACGUAGACUUAAACAGGAACUUUGAGCAAGUUCUACUACACUACUAAAUAUACCAUUGCAACAUCGUCAUAUCUCGUACAAGCCAUAAAUUAUAUAUAAUAUUAUAUUAUAUAUAACAAUAUCGUGAAAUUUAUAUUUCCGUGGCAUUAUUUUUGUAGUCAUAGGAUUAAGGCAGAUCUGCAAUAGAUUUUACGUAUUAGGAGGUAUUGUAAAAGUAUGUCUUCGUAUUGAAACAUUACUAAGUCAAAAAAAUACUCGGUUUUAUAUGUAUAUAUUGUGCUUUUUUGUACAUAAUAUGAUAAUUCUUGUUCUCUCUCACUCUCGUCGAUCAGACUACGUCUUCGUAUAAUCAAUUCGACAAAUCAAUGCUUAGCCAAAUAUUAGAAAAUAUGAAUCAGCUGCCAAUGAUCGACGUUAAAUUGGGAAAGUUAAAAGAAAAUUGGAAAAAUCAGUGAAGAUUAAAUAAUUUUACUAUUAAAAUUUUCUGUAUUUACACAAAACAAAAGUUGUAGUCAUUCUAAAAUGGAUUUAUAUUAUCAAGUAUAAAUUAAAUGACGUAGUUGUAUUCAAUGUUAAAUUGAACAACUCAUUGUGUGACUCUUGAACUCUCAUAUUUCUACAUUUACAAUUAAACAAAGAGAAGGUGAAAUUUUUAUGAGAACAAAAGUAGUAAGUAUAUUUUUUACGCAUUUAGUGACUGGUCACAUUGUAAUUGUAAAUUUACAAUAGAAACUGUUUGCGAGCAUUAAUAGGGCAUAAUUAAAGUCAAUAAUGAGAGAUAUGUUUAAUUAAUAAUUAUAUAAUAGAUAAAACUUGCGAAACGCGCUUGUAUUGAUAGUCACGUAAGUGACUAUCUUGCAAUUAUGUGAUCUAUUUUUGUCACAUAUAAUUAACAAGAAUCAUUUUAUUCAAGUGCUUAAAUUAGUUAAAUUUUUAUGUUUUAAUCAGAUGUGUUAAAAAUAUUUAAUUAUCUAUAUAAUUAAUCAUUUAAUUUCACAUUUGUUAAUGAUAUAGAAUUUAUCAAGAACAUGACAUUGCAAUAUAAUAAUAUAUCGGCUUAAAAAAUUUUUGAGUUAAUGUUACAAUACUAUCGAAAACGUUAAUUCGAUAUAACGUUAAUAAAAUGCAAUAUUAACUUUAAAUUUGUCAUACAUAAUUUUUUUUCAAUUACAUAUUGACGGAUAAAAUCAAUAAUCCGAUGAUACGUGAAAAAAUACUAUAAAGUUCGAUUAUGGAAGGUACAUAGUUCAAUUUUACGAUUAACAAACGCGCAGUUACAUGCAAUUCAUGUGCACACAUACAUACAAACACAAUUGCGCCAUCGCAUCCGAUAGCGUGUGAGUAUGUGGCUAUAAAGACUAAAUGAUUUCCCCCUAUUUGAACUUCAUAAUAGACACGGAAAAUGCCUGAUUAUUGUUAAAAGCAGAUAUGCAACAGUACCUAUUUAUGGCGUGGCAAAUGCAACAUCUCCGUCUUUAAUUCACCAUUCGAAUUAUUACUUCAUGUAUCCUGUGACUCUCCUAUUUUUAAGUUAAUUAAGGUAGCUUAUCCUGUGUUACGUAACUGUUUACGAUAGGUUCGUGAUGUGCAAAAAUACAUAAUCAUAAGCAAAUUUAUAGGCUUUAUAAAACUGAUAUAGUUGAUCUUAUAAAAUUAUUUAAUGCGUUUGCAGAACAUACAUACAUAUAUGUAUAUUAAAUUCUGUUAAAUAUGCAAAUAUCUAUAAUUAGAAAAAGUUGUUUAGAAAUUUAUGAGGUGGACCAAUUUUUCUACUGUCUUAAUAAAAUUUAAUUAAUAUUUUGGAAGUUCUAAA
This is a messenger RNA of Wasmannia auropunctata (little fire ant), 5191 nucleotides long. RefSeq names its product leucine-rich repeat-containing G-protein coupled receptor 6-like. Lineage: Eukaryota; Metazoa; Arthropoda; Insecta; Hymenoptera; Formicidae. The transcript has 4 exons. The record is from RefSeq and is a predicted model, not a curated record. Gene Ontology annotation, cellular component: extracellular matrix. Bases 1157 to 3319 code for a protein of 720 amino acids. Gene Ontology annotation, molecular function: protein binding.